CCUGGGCUACAGGCUGUGCAAGUCUAGCCCUGCAGAGCGAAAGUAGUCUUGGUGGCUCUCGCCUGUGGCUCGGGUUCUGCUUGUGCUCGACCUCGCAGCUAUGGCAGGACCUCAGGAGUUUCUGAGUGGGAAGCUCCGGCUCUGCUUCACCCCAGCUGCCCGGACCAGCCUCCUGCUGCUCAGGCUCAAUGAACCGGCGUUGCGGGCGCUGCAAGAGUGUCAGCGUCAACAGGUUCGGCCAGUGAUCGCUUUCCAAGGCAACCGAGGGUAUCUGAGGCUCCCAGGCCCUGGCUGCUCCUGCCUCUUCUCCUUCACAGUGUCCCAGUGUGGCCAGGAGGGCCCUGGUGGUGGUGGCUUGGACCUUGUGUGCCAACGCUUAGGCAGAUCUGGACCUAACCGCCUGCACUGCCUGGGCCCACUCAGGGAGCGCCUCACUAUUUGGGCAGCCAUGGAUUCUAUCCCAGUUCCAUCUUCAGUUCAGGGACACAGCCUGACUGAAGAUGCCAGAGAUCCUGAGAAUUGGCAGAACAUGGGAGACUAUUCUGGAAAUGCAGCCUCACGGUCACUGAUGGCACUAGAAGAGGUGCCAGGUCCACUGGCAAGCAGCCAAGAACAGGCACUCCCAGGAUCCUCGAGGGAACACAUGGCACAGUGGGAAGUGAGAAACCAGAGCCGUCUUCCAAACAGAGGACCCAAUCAGACACUGCCUUCCUCUGUUGGCCGGAAACAUCUGGACAAAAAGCGUCCAGCACCUGGGGGCACUAUAGAACUGAAAGGAAAGAGGCUCAGGACUCUGCCUCUAGCUCCAAGUCCCUUUCAAGAGCUGCCCAGUCAGGACCUACAAGAGGGAGACUGGGAGCCAGAAGAUAAACAUGAAGACGUGGGCCCCAGGCUUGAGCACAGUCCCUCAGUUCAAGCAGACUCUGAAUCCCCAAGCCCUGAAGAGGUACCAGAUUACCUCCUGCAAUAUGGGGCCAUCCACAGUGCAGAACAGCAACAUGCUUAUGAGAAGGAUUUUGAGACAGAUUAUGUUGAGUACCGCAUCCUGCAUGCUCGAGUUGGGGCUGCAAGCCAAAGGUUCACAGAGCUGGGAGCAGAAAUCAAGAGAGUUCAGCGAGGAACUCCAGAACACAAGGUGCUGGAAGAAAAGAUAGUCCAGGAAUAUAAAAAGUUCAGGAAGAGGUACCCAGGUUACAGGGAAGAAAAGCGUCGCUGUGAGUACCUGCAUCAGAAAUUGUCCCACAUUAAAGGUCUCAUCCUGGAGUUUGAGGAAAAGAACAGGGGCAGCUGAAGCAGUACCCAAUGAGAUAUGAAGGAAAAAGCAGCUAGAAACUAAAGAAGAGUGCAACUGCUCUUGUUAUUGCUGAGUUCGUGGUACAAGUAGGAGAACUGCUCUACGUUAAGGUUUUAGCUUCAUUGUUGCCAUAUUUUAAAUUUUAGAAUGUGGGCAGUGCCAGCACUCCGUAACUGUGCCCAGGAAACUAGGAAAAGCAGCAGAGGCCUGGCUUCUUCACCUGUAGUUCAGCCAAGUCACUUUCAAAUCCUGAGAAAGGACACCAUUUCCAGGACAAGAUACCUCGAGGACAUUAGAAUUCAGCCUGGUAGUCUCCCUGACAAAACAAUGAGAACUUAUAGGAACUUGCAAUAUACCCAGAUCAAAUGGCAAGGGCCUGGGGUCUUACCCAUGUACUAAAGUGAAUUCUUUUACAAACAUGGCUAAAAAAUUAAAA
Molecule: messenger RNA, 1730 nt
Organism: Phyllostomus discolor (pale spear-nosed bat)
Lineage: Eukaryota; Metazoa; Chordata; Mammalia; Chiroptera; Phyllostomidae
Gene: ELL3
Product: elongation factor for RNA polymerase II 3
Exons: 11
Coding region: 101-1291 (396 amino acids)
Biological process (GO): positive regulation of transcription elongation by RNA polymerase II; transcription elongation by RNA polymerase II; snRNA transcription by RNA polymerase II
Cellular component (GO): transcription elongation factor complex
Molecular function (GO): cis-regulatory region sequence-specific DNA binding
Source: RefSeq, a predicted model, not a curated record